AUGGGGUCUUCUCUGUUCUGGUUUGAUAACUGGACUGGUUUAGGCCCUCUGUAUUUCCUUACACCUGCUGAUUUUUACUGCAAUGAGGAAAUUAAUAAUGUUUCCGAUGUAGUGACAAAAGGUAGGGGGCAUGAGCCUACUAUCAGAAAUAAUCUGCCUGAAGAUCUUGCUAAUUAUAGACUAAUUGAUGUUCAACCACCGUACAGAGGGGAUGAAUUAGAUAAGCCUUGGUGGAUGCUUGAAACUAAGGGUGAUUUUACUGCAAGUCUGCAUGGGAGUAUAUCAGAAGCAAAGGAGAAAAAAGGGAUGUUUACAAGAAGAUAUGGGGUGUGGCAUUUCAAAGUACCAUUGGGUGAUGUUCUCAGGAGUUGGGGAUAUCAUAUGCCAUCUAUGUGCUCUUGUUGUGCAUCACCUAAGGAGGAAACUGUACAUCACAUUUUUUUAAGAUGUGAAACUGCUCAAAGAACAUGGUCCUAUUUCUCUGCUGCUGGUGGUAUUAAUAUUGCAGGCAUGCAUUUGCAUCAACUGAUUGUGAAGUGGUGGACAACUGAUGUGUUGCCUAGAAUGAAACCUAUAUUCUAUGCUAUUCCUUCUAUUAUUGUUUGGGAAUUAUGGAAGAAGAGGAAUGGGGAUAAGCAUAAGGAUAAAGUUUCUAUUAGCAGGGUUAUUUUUCAAGCUUCAAGAAAUAUUCAACAGCUGGUAAAAGUAAGGAAACCUGGGAUCAGAUCUGUUCCUCAUAGGUAG
Lycium ferocissimum is the source of this 744-nucleotide messenger RNA. RefSeq lists its product as uncharacterized. The transcript is spliced from 2 exons. The coding region runs from base 1 to 744 and encodes 247 amino acids. The record is from RefSeq and is a predicted model, not a curated record. NCBI's taxonomy places the organism in Eukaryota, Viridiplantae, Streptophyta, Magnoliopsida, Solanales, Solanaceae.